Messenger RNA from Fusarium redolens, 1212 nucleotides. RefSeq lists its product as uncharacterized. Bases 20 to 1114 code for a protein of 364 amino acids. NCBI's taxonomy places the organism in Eukaryota, Fungi, Ascomycota, Sordariomycetes, Hypocreales, Nectriaceae. The record is from RefSeq and is a predicted model, not a curated record. The transcript has a single exon.
CUUGGAUGUGAGUACAUAAAUGCUGAUACGUCAACACAGUCUAGGACACCGAAACAAGCUUCAGCUGCCCUACCAUUCUAUACCACCUUCAGAGACACCCUCGUCCUUGCUUAUCGCCCCUCCCUUCACUACCAUGUCAUCCCCAUAUUUCUCCAAAGUCCUUGUCUUUGGUGCCACUGGCGAAGUUGGCUCCGCUGUCGCACUCGAGGCCCACGCUCUUGGUGCCCGCGUUUUCAUUGCCCUGCGCGACACGUCCAAGCACAAUGAGUGGAUCUCCCCCGACCAAGAGCGUGCCGCAGACCUGCAGCGCAUCAGUGCCGACUUAACCGACCUGGACUCUGUAAAGCGGGCCGUGCAGGAGACAGGCGCACAGGCUGCUUUCAUCUACGCCGUACGCUCCAAGGACACGUUGCGUGGUGCCAUUACUGCCCUGCGUGAUGCUGGCAUCCAGUACGUCGUGUUUUUGUCGACCAGUCAGGUCAGGACCGCGGGCACCACCAAGGGUGAUAUUCGAUCCAUCAAGCCAGACCACUUCAUCCCAUGGCAACACGCACAGGUUGAGAUUGCGCUCGAAGAACUCGAGGUGCCACAUGCAGCGGUACGGGCCGGGUUCUUUGCCAGCAACCCGCUACGAAUUUACCUUGAUCGAUCUUCGGAGCCUAAACAAGUCAAUUUGUUAGCCCCAGAAGUGCCGCACGAUCCCAUUGAUCCAGCGGAUAUUGGGCGUGCGGCUGCUGCCGUCUUAGUCAACCCGCGACUGUACGCGAGCGGUUAUCAGGGACCGCCCAAGAAGGAUGUCGUUUAUCUUAGCGGGCCCGCCUUGCUCUCCCAGACUGAGCAGUGGGAGAUCAUCAACCGAGAGCUCGUCGCUGCUGGUAAGCCUCAGGUCAAGGUUAAUCACAUUACGGUUGAGCAGUACCUCGAGAAUCUGGCCAAGCUUCACGUUCCUGACGUGGUAGCCAAGUCUCUUGCCAAGUCCAUGGUGGAGACGAGGGCACUGUAUACUCCUGAGGACUAUGAGAAGCAACGGGGUAAUGUCGAGCUCUUGACGGGCCGCAAGGCUACAGUUUUUGAGGACUUUGUUAAGAGAGAGAUACCAAGAUACUUCAACUGAGUUGUUGGGCGUCAGGUUAUAUGGGCUGCGACCAGCAAGAUAUAGCAUUUUAUAUAGAUCAGCACUUGUCAUUCGACUCAAUAGACAUAUAUUAUUUA